AUGUCUAGACAGUGGCUAAAGUUGGUCCUGGAGCGCCUCCCAGGAUUAACCUUUGGGUCUGUCGACGGGUUCCCUUCUGAUUCCGUAAACCUUCUCUCUACCCUUUCCGCAGGAGAACGCGGCACAGGGAUCACUCCAAGCCAGGCUCGAGAUUUGAUGAGAAACCGAGUCGAACUGCUCUUUCGCGUCUGUAAUAGAAACGAGGACGUGUAUCGACGUCUGCGCGGGGACCCCGCUUUCUAUUACCUAGUCCUAGCAAGCUGGGACGCCGAGCACAACGAAGCCCCGUUCCCAGCCGGCUCGAUCGAAAAGCUUGUGUCUCUCUUCGUCAGUGCUCGGCGGCAUAACCUCGGAGGGGACGAGACGGGACCCGCCACGGCCCUCAUGCGGGAAAUCGACCGUUUUGCCGAGAUGGCCGAUGCCGUCGAUUCCACCGUAGCGCCGCGGCGUCCCCCUUCGCUAACGGCUCCCACCGGCUUCAAUGCCGCUCGCCUCUACGGCCGCGCCUGGCCCCCGGUGCACCUUAGCCCCCUUGAGGUUGCUGUCGUGGGUGAAGCGGUGACGCGCCGAAAGCUCUUCGGCAUCGACCGCGAGCACAAGGGGCGCGACGACGACGAAAGCACCCCGUUGUAUCCCAACGACCAGAACGGGCCCCUAGAGGGACGCGAGUACCUGUGCUGGCUGGUACUGACGGGGACCGGGCCGGCGUCCAGGGUGGGGCUAUUCCCAGUGCCGGUCGCGUUCGCAGACGAUGAGCGGCGGCGCGUGUGGUACCGGCCGAUGGGCCACCAGUCGCGAUUCUAUGCGACGGUGGGCGAGUUCCUGGACUUCGCAGACGCCGCGAUCAGCCGGCCUAGCGGGCUUAAAAGCUCGGCGAAGCGACACGCGAUCUGCUUGCUAACGCCGUGGUUUUUCGACCGGGCGGAGCUCGCGGAACGGGCGUUGGAGCGCAGCGAGACACUGCCGACCGUGUGGCGCAAGACUUUUUUUCGCGCUGGUAUGGCCCUCGUGCUGACCGACGUCGACGACGGCGAGUACCGCGCGGUGUCGGACCUUCUAGGAAAGGUGGGCCAGAAGUUCACCGUCGUGGAGACUUGGACCGGCGGCCGAGCUCAGAACCACGUCCCCCCGCCGGCCGGCCCACGACGCACCGCGGCCGACUCCGUCGAAGCUUCGGCCGAGUUUAUCACAGAAAUCGUGGAGGACCCAGGAUCGUGGAACGAGAAGCUUGAGGAAAGAGGCUUUGAACUGGUGGAGAAACCUACGGAAGAGCAGGGCACAGGUAGCCAUAUCCAGUGAGAACGUCCGUUAUUCUAUCUGUCACGUAGCUAUCGGUAGGAGCUACGUAUGCGAGAGCACGCGCGAGGAGCUAUCUCACGAGCAACGGGAGGAGGAGCGAAGAGAAGGUGA
Molecule: messenger RNA, 1410 nt
Organism: Durotheca rogersii
Lineage: Eukaryota; Fungi; Ascomycota; Sordariomycetes; Xylariales; Xylariaceae
Exons: 2
Coding region: 1-1299 (432 amino acids)
Source: RefSeq, a predicted model, not a curated record